AUGGAUGAGAGACUGAUUAUAUUGGACGAGAUGGAGAAGGGCUCUAGGCAAGCGGAAAGAAAAAAAGGGGAGAGAAAUGGGAAUCGGGAAAAGAGAGAGAUGGAAGAAGAGCUCAUCGGCGUGGUACCGUGCUCUUCACUCGCCGUUGAUUCCAUCUUCCGUCUUGGAACGGCAGGUGCAAUUUGGGGGUCAUGCAUAGCACCUUAUGAUGCUUGUAAAAAAGGCCUGACUGGCGUGGCUCAGGCUUCCUUUAUGGCAAAGACAAUGGGCAAGUUCGGUUUUCAAGGUGGGCUUGUUGCUGGAGUUUUUACUGCUACUCGUUGUGGAAUUCAAAGAUAUAGGAGGCAGAAUGAUUGGGUGAAUCCUUUAAUUGCGGGUGCUGUGGCUGGGGCAGCUGUUGCUGCCGGGACACGAAGCUGGACACAUGUUGUUGGGAUCUCUGCUCUGCUAUCUGCCUUUAGCGUUGCUGCUGACCAUUCCAAAACAUUCUGA
Molecule: messenger RNA, 492 nt
Organism: Dovyalis caffra
Lineage: Eukaryota; Viridiplantae; Streptophyta; Magnoliopsida; Malpighiales; Salicaceae
Source: the annotation of a GenBank genome assembly